Molecule: messenger RNA, 1662 nt
Organism: Rotaria socialis
Lineage: Eukaryota; Metazoa; Rotifera; Eurotatoria; Philodinida; Philodinidae
Source: the annotation of a GenBank genome assembly
AUGGACGAAAAUAAAUCGAAUCCACACAGCACCUCAACCAGUCAAACUACUCGAGAAACAGCCGACUGUAUUUUUGAACGUUUACGUUUUCAAAUUACUCGUCUUGGAUCGGCUACACCAUUAACUUCUCAUAUAUUCUUUAUUUUUGGUGCAUCUGGCGAUUUAGCUAAGAAAAAGAUUUAUCCAACACUUUGGUGGCUAUAUCGUGAUGGAUUUUUACCCGAACGUAUACGUUUUAUUGGCUAUGCUCGAAGUCAAAUAACUAUUGCGACAAUUUUUGAACAUGCUGCAAAAUAUAUGAAAGUUGAAAACCAUGAACGCGAAACUUUUCAAAAAUUCGUUGAAUUAAAUUCUUAUUGUGUUGGUCACUAUGAUGUUGAAAAAGAUUUUCAACAUUUAAAUGAUGAAGCCAAUAGAUUGUCAAAACAAGAAAGUGCACAUCGACUUUUUUAUUUAGCAUUACCACCAAAUGUUUAUGAAAGUGUUACAGAGCUGAUCAGUAAACAUUGUCGACCUAAACCACCUGGUUGGAUACGUUUAAUUGUUGAAAAACCAUUUGGUAAAGAUCUUCAAAGUUCAAAUAAAUUAUCUGAACAUUUAAGUAAAUGUUAUGUCGAAGAAGAAAUCUAUCGUAUUGAUCAUUAUUUGGGAAAAGAAAUGGUACAAAAUAUAAUCGUACUUCGAUUUGCCAAUCAUAUUUUAUCAAGAGUUUGGAAUAGAGAUUCGAUUGCGGCAGUUAUUAUCAUAUUUAAAGAAGAUAUAGGAACGCAAGGAAGAGGCGGCUAUUUUGAUCAAUUUGGAAUUAUUCGAGAUGUGAUACAAAACCAUUUAAUGCAAAUAUUAUCCAUUGUUGCAAUGGAAAAACCACGUUCAACUAAAGGUGAAGAUAUUCGCGAUGAAAAAGUCAAAUUAUUACGUUGUAUUUCACCGGUCAAGCCUGAAGAUGUUGUUAUUGGACAAUAUAUUGGUGAUAAAGAUUCGGCAGAUGUUGAACAUCAGCAAGGUUAUUUAGAUGAUAAAACUGUACCCGAUAAUUCUACAACACCCACAUAUGCACAACUGAUUCUCAACAUCAAUAACGAACGUUGGGCUGGUGUACCAUUUAUUCUUCGCGCAGGUAAAGCAUUAAAUGAGAAAAAAGCUGAAAUACGUAUUCAAUUUCGUGAUGCACCCGGUGCCAUGUUUGAUGAAGAUAUUCGUGAAAAUGAUCCCAAUGGUAGAUUAGCUCGUGAUGAACUUGUUAUGCGUGUUCAACCAAAUGAAGCUAUUUAUCUUAAAUUAAAUACAAAACGACCCGGUGAAAUGGGUUUUAUUAUUGAAGAAACUGAAUUAGAUUUAACGUACGGAGAUCGUUAUCAAGGUGUUAAAUUACCUGAUGCCUAUGAACGUUUAAUACUUGAUGUUUUUAUGGGUUCAAAAAUUAAUUUUGUACGUUCCGAUGAGUUACAAGAAGCAUGGAGAAUUGUUGAUCCAAUACUUGAGCUUGUUGAUCAGAAGAAGCUUCCGCUUAUACCGUAUAAAUUUGGUGUCUUUGGAAUUCCUGAAGCAUUCGAGGCUGCAGCUAAACAUGGUUAUAUUUUUCGAGGAACUUAUCUAUGGAAAGAUGAACGAUCUGGAUCAAUAACAAGCAAAGAACAAAAGAAAAAAGAAAAAAACCGAUGA